[Torrubiella] hemipterigena is the source of this 4958-nucleotide messenger RNA. The record is from the annotation of a GenBank genome assembly. NCBI's taxonomy places the organism in Eukaryota, Fungi, Ascomycota, Sordariomycetes, Hypocreales, Clavicipitaceae.
AUCGGCAAUGUAAUACUUACAGCACAUAUCCUAAAAUAUCAAGCACAUAAAGAUAGAUAUUACGGACUAAUAUUACACGAGGGUAUGUUAUUCAAUUUUACAAAUUAUUCAACAUGUAAAUUUUAUUUUGAUGUAAAUAACUAUUUUACGGGAUCUAUAACCGCUGGGGGCUCUGCCAGUAUACAGCGAAACUCCCAAAGCCUUGACAGCGGACGUACCCCACCCUAUGAUGACCAGGACAUAUAUGGACACAAAGCACACAUCACAACAGCCUCAAAGGCAAUCACCCGUAUUAAUGAGUAAUUCAUACGGAAUACAGAGAGGCCGCAGUGUACUGCCCUCGGAUGCCAACUCUGGCAGUCUGGCUGCAGCCUCUAAGCGCUCCAAUCCGCUUACACCGCACUUUGAGCAUCUGGUGCAAAAGUUGCUCAAGCAGUGGCAUGCCCCAGGUGUAUCGAUUGGAGUUGUAGAUGGAGAUGAUAUUUAUACAGCAGGUUACGGAUUGGCGGCCUUGCCUAAUGUACCAGCCACUUCUGCGACCUUAUAUGCUACCGCAUCUACAACAAAGGCAUUUACCGCAGCAUCACUUUCUUGUUUAAUCCAUAGCGGUGAAUGCCCGCAACUAGCAAGAGGCUGGGAUACACCCAUUUCCUCGCUCAUGCGAGAUGACUUUCUGCUUCAUGAUGAGUGGGCAACAGAGCACGUCACUCUCGAUGACGCCGCGUGCCACCGCACCGGCCUCCCUGGAGGUGACUUUGGCUGGAGAGAUACAGAUGACGGCCAGAUUCCCUCAGAUCAACAUCGCGUUCGGCAACUGCGUCAUGUCAUGCCGUCCCUAGAACCGCGCCUACAACUCCAGUACAACAAUUCCAUGUACGUCGUCCUCGCGCGAGCCACAGAGGUCGUGACUGGCAAUCGCUUCCCAGAAAUCCUGCGUGACAAGAUCUGGGGCCCCUUGAAAAUGGACAACACCUUCCUCGACACAUACCAGGCGCUAAAUACGAGGCUACCGCUAGCCCGCGGCUACAACUGGAACGAGGAGCACAAAGAGCAGCGCGAAUAUCCCGUCGAGAGCGUCCGGUCGUCCAGUGGCGCUGGCGGUACCAUUUCCAACGUGAUAGACUACACGAGGUGGAUUCACUGCCUCUUACAUAGAGGCCCAGAGAUUCCUGGCAAAGUACACGACGACUUGCGCAAAAUGCGUACCAUGGACACAGAUGAAACCCUCUAUGGUCUGGGCUGGGUCAAGACGCUACGGUACGGAGAGACCAUGUACAUCCACACUGGUGGCAAGGACUGCUUCACCAGCUACAUCAUGUGGUUUCCAGAGCACAAAUAUGGUCUGGUGGCAAUGACCAAUACCGGCCUAGGCAGCCAUGCUGCCCGGAUUGCGCUGGCUAAGCUGAUUGAAGACCGCUUCGAAGUGCCUUAUAAGAAGCGCAUUGACGCAGACAAGGAGUUUGAAAAGCUUUGGAGACCAGAGGGCAAGUCGCCCCAAGAUGGCCUGAAGAUGUGGUAUCCCGAUGUGCAGCUCCCGAGCCCGAGCGAUGUCGGUUUGCUGGAUAUUAUCGGAACCUACCGAGCGCCAGGACACGGCCGUUUCGUUCUUGUUGAGAACGAGCGCGUAGACAAGAGUGGAAACAGGACUUUGCUAACCGCUGAUACGUCGAGCAAAGACAGAUUCCGAAACGAAAAGUGGCAUAUGCGCCAUGUCUCUGGCAGGUUCUGGCUCAUCGAGGUGUUUGACAGCAUCGUGGAUGUAUGCUACGGAUUCCAUGGCGCAGAAGUCAUUGUUGGCCCAGCAGGCCAGGUAACUGGUCUCAAGAUUACCUUGACACCUCCGGGUUCGAAACCAGAUCACGGCUUUGUCCUCUUUUCCAAGGUCUAGGCGCAGACCUGUCAUGAUCUUUCGGCGUGGCGUUUUAGUGUCCCAAGAAAAAGUACUGUUUUUGCAUAAUUUUGAUUACAUGCGGAAAAAAUAAUAAUCAAUAAUCAAAAUUGAAUGCUCAAGACGAAAAACAAAACAAAAUGUGCCACAAUCUGACAGUCGCUUCACGUUCCUUCAUGUCCAUGAUGUUGAUGCCUUGUACAGAGUCCUCCUCGCUAUCCAUCUACCUUACCACGCAUUACGAUCCCAAUUCGGGUCUGCGCCCACACUGUUAGCAUACCAUUUCCUAUACAUCAGAGCACAUCUACUCACCCUGGACAAAGGCCGCGAGGACCUUGCUGCCCGUCUGCAGCAGCGGGUGUCCGACAACAAUCUUGAGGAACUUUUCUAGACCCGCGCGGCGGCCCUCGAUGACAUCGUCGCUGAAGCGGUUGGUAAAGACCUUGCCGGGCAGCGGGGGAAUGGUGACGCGGGCGCUCUCGCGCUCGAGAAUGUCGCGAAAGUAUUCAAAGUCCGAGUAUCGGCGACGGACGCUGCUCUGGCGCAGCUUGAAGGCGGGGAUAUUGGUGCGGCAGAGUAUUUCGUAGUCGGUGUACAUGGAGCGGCCGAUGCCGUGUGUUCUGGGGUUGCGAAUCUUUGAUUUCCGUUAGUACUUCCGUAUAUAGAACCACGUAUGACCUGGGCUGCGUACCUCGAUUUCGAGAAAGUUCUCCGGCGGGCCGUAGAUUUCCUCGAAGCUCUGCUGUCGGGAGUCGGGAAGCGCCUGCAUCGUGUCUGUUGCGCAAGCCGGAGCUUUUGAAUAGAAGAUAUAUAUGUAGGAGGGUAGAAUACAAGCGGGAGCGCUUCGUUGGCAGUGCCUGCACGGCCACAGCAGAAGCUUCGACAGAAGAUAGACGGGGAGCUGAAGUUCACGGUGCGGUGUGCGCCGCGGUUCGACUAUGUAUGCGCGGUUCGCUGUCCGUCGGUGAUUUGUCUUACUGUUUAUACAGUUACUUCGAAUCCAAGACCACGCAAUAAUCACAGGCGGCUAAAAAGACAAAAAGAUAGGCGGGCGUGGAGUUUUUUUUAUGGCAACGGCUGGUGAUGGCUCGUGAAGAAAGUGGGGGGUUGAGUGACGACAGCUCGCAGCGCAGGUCACGCUACCAACAAACGCCCUCCAUCCGCCAUGGGGAUGUAACGAACCGCAGUGCAGUAUACAAUCAUGGGAGUUACAGCUGCCCUACUUUUAAAGAGCAUGUUAUUUGAAAUUACAAGUUGUGUAUAUUUUAACAAGAUUUUUGUUUUUUUACAGUACAAGACUACUAGUAACCCUGCAUGCAUGCAUCAACGCCAGUCCAGUCCCCCUCCCUAAAACGCCUGCUCUGUGCCAUGUUGUGUUGUGUGUGUUAAUUACAAUAAAAAAAGAUAAUAAAUCAAGUUGGAGGACUCCAUGAUACCACCCAGGUAAUCUGCCGCUUUGUUCUCUUGCUUCUUAUUUCUUGUCGGCAAACUUCUCGUGAAUGGCGCGGACUUGCUCCUCCACGUUGAUAUUCUGCAUAUGGUUCAUCUGCGCCUGCGGCGUGCUGUUGGGGUUGCCGCCAAAGCUGUUCAGCGACAACUUCUUGCGCCGGGCCAGCUCCUCUUCUGUCAGCUCCUGGCCUGUUACUGGGUCGAAUAGAUCGCGGCGUUGACUGGCCAGUCGCUUCAGGUUGUUUGCCACAUCUGCCGUAGAAACGGUCGUGGAGGCAUAUCGUGCGUCUGCCCUUGACUUUUGCUCCUUCCAGCGAGGAUCCAGCAGCUCGAUGCGCAUGUGCUCCUCAAUCUCGUCCACUGGGAUCUGCUGGUUACAGUUGCGGCAGACCGUCAUAGCCUUGGUCUGUACCUUUUGUGCGGCGCGCGGCACGUAGUUUUCACGAAUCUUCAUGCCGCCUGGCGCACCAGGGCGAGCUGGCGCGGCUGCAGGUUCCACGCGAGCCGUUUCAGCCUGCUGUUGUUGUUGAGCAAGGCGAGCUUGUUCUGCGUACGGGUCAGCACCAUAUGGCGGCUGGACAGCACCGUAUACUUGUGCUUGAGGGUAUGCAGGAACGUAGUUGGGUGGCUGCUGGGGACCGGCCCCAGGGUGAACAGGGAGAGGAUAGGAGGGAGCAGGCUGCUGUGGAACAAAGCUGCCUUGCGACAACUCUUCGCCGGGCAUGGCCUCUUCGAUGCGUAAGCUUGCGCUGAUGGAUGCCUUGUUGCGGUCUUCGAGAGACGCAUAUUGCAGCUCGGAUAGGUUGGUUGGUGGCGGCAGGUUCGCCGUCUCGUCUGAUUCAGUAAAGGUAAUAGUUUCCACCACGACAAAGUCGCCCCAGUCGAUCCGCGCAAACUCUGCUUGGGCCUCUUCGGCUUCGGCUUCCUUCUUCUUGCGCUCCUCUUCCUGAAACUUGAUGUACUCGGCUCGCUGCUUGGCUCGCGCCAGGACGUGAAACUUGUCGGAGAUGUUCUUAUUGAGCUCUUCGAUUCGUUCCUCCUGCAGCUUGCCGCCCUCGCCACCAAGGCCGCCGGCACGCAGCAGCAUGGUGUACUGGUCGAUAAUGUGUUGGAAGAAGUUGUGGAGGGUGUGGUUGGGGAUGAGGAACUGGAACUGUGGGUUGCCUGUUUCGCGCUGUGCAAGCUGGGUCAUCCACUGGCGGCCGUUCUUGGCGACAAAAAGCGCCGUCAGACGAAUAACGUCGAGAUCCUUUUGGUUGAUGCGAGGCAUGCGGGCCGAGAAUUGAAAGUCGUCUGGCUUGGGUGGUCCCUUUGGCUUCUCUGGCGCGGGCGCCGCUUCACCAGCUCGGCCGGCGGCGACAUCAGUGCCUCUACCGGCGCGAAUCUCCGUCAGGCGCCAUGUGUAAAACUCGUGGUAGGCAUCGGUGGGAUGGAGGAAGCUGAAUUUCGGGUUGCCUUGUUCUUUAUCGCGGAUACGGUCUUCGAAAACUGCACCGUUGCGGGCAACGUAGCCGGCUGUCUUUUCGAGGAUGUUGCGGAUCUCCUUGGGUGGCAGGACGACUCCCGAGGGCGGCUUGAGACUAUCUAGAGUAUUGUCCUGAUCGCCAUUGGCGGCUGACGC